CUCCACAUCUGCGCCUGCCGGGCGACAGCUUCAUGGCCAGAUGCCCACCGCAAGCAGACUUUGAGCAAUAUUCUCGUUGAUUCUGCAAAUCUCGGGCCAGUUCUUUCUCUCGGUGCCAACACUGCCGCCUGGGUUGUGCUGCCACGAUUGAGUGCGAGGGGGAUAUUCCCGCCCGUGCAAGCAUCCAGCUGCUCUGAAACGACGAACACGCGGUGGAAAACUUUUCCAUUUCCACAUGGCCAUUGUCCGAAAACCCUCAUGUUUGUACUUCCCACCCUGGAUCCAUUUAACUCAGGUUUCAGUCAGCGAUGACAGCUCUACCGCCGUGCAAUUCCGCUCCACAGCGCAUGGGUGUCCUCGGGACAGUCCCACUUCACAACCACCCUAAGUGCCUAACAAUAGGUUCACAUCUCAUGACAACGAGUGCCACCCCCCUGGAAAUGGGCCUUCGCUACAGAUGCGAUAUUGUUUCCCUUCGGUGCUAAGCAAAUAAGCGAGAAUGCUUGAUACCUCAUUUUGUUUUUUUAUUUUCUUCGGGCCAAGGACUGUCGGUGAAACAUGACAAGAGCGCAGAAGUAUAAAGGAACAAGACGCUGCACGCUGACGGAAAGAAAGGAGAAAAGAGUACCAUUACCAGCUGGCACCUGACCACAAGUCGUUCAUUUGCUAACCUUCUUCUCCUGUUCGUCUAUCCCAAGAUUUGAGCAGUGCUCAGUUUCGUUCUUUUACUCUGUGCAGCAUGCGUUAUACAACGGCCUUUAUGCUCGGCGUCGGUGUCGCCGCAGCCGCAUCUUGCAAGUCCAAGACCACUGCGCAGGCUGAGUGGCAACAAUGCGGCGGCAUGAACUGGACGGGCGGCACGACGUGCGCCGCAGGCCUGACUUGCGUCGUCCAGAACCCAUACUACUCUCAGUGUCUCGCAACUUCUGGCGUCAUCGCUAGCAGUGCUGUAACGUCGACACCGACCGCCAACGCUGUCUCGGCCUCUUCCCCUGCUGCGGUCGCUUCGUCUGCAGCUUCGUCUGUGGCACCUGCAGCUUCGUCCCCAGCUAAGGCAGCCUCCUCCUCUUCCGCCGCGGCAGCCUCGCCUCAGGCCAGCUCGAGCUCCUCUUCGAGCUCAGGAACCGGCCCGAUCUACAAGGCAUCGUUCACACACUACGGUGCCGGCGACUCUUUCGGCUCUCCCAACUGCAACACCAACACGGCCGCUUGCGGUUUCUUCACCCAGCCUGGCUUCAGCGCUGCCGUGAGUCAGAACCUCUACGGCGUCGGCCCUGGUGCGGGCGCAGGUCCGGAGUGCGGCACUUGCUGGAAGCUUGUUGGUGAGACCGACUCUUCCGGCAACCCCCUGACCAACGCUGGCACGUCCAUCGUCGUGAUGGUCAACAAUCUCUGCCCCGCCCAGGGCAACCCGCUUUGCUCCCAGCCAACCUUGCAGGAUACCAACCAGUAUGGAGCCAACGUCAACUUCGACCUUUGCUCGGACUCCGGCGCUCAAGCUGCCUUCUUCGGUAACGACGGCGUCGGCCUUGCUGUCGGCACCGCUCAGCAAGUCGACUGCAGCGAAUGGACUGGUACCGUGGUACACUAAGUGCCCAAUUGCAAAAAAGAAAAAUGGGGGGAGGAGGGAGAGAGCCAAUGUAUCAAUAAACCAUGUGGCAAAACUUUUGAUUCCUUGUACAUACUCUUAUCCUCGCGCUGGCAAGAUCUAGCGGCAGUUCCAAUAUCAUGCUUUGGCAUAUAUAGA
Molecule: messenger RNA, 1747 nt
Organism: Verruconis gallopava
Lineage: Eukaryota; Fungi; Ascomycota; Dothideomycetes; Venturiales; Sympoventuriaceae
Exons: 2
Coding region: 740-1591 (283 amino acids)
Biological process (GO): carbohydrate metabolic process
Cellular component (GO): extracellular region
Molecular function (GO): cellulose binding
Source: RefSeq, a predicted model, not a curated record